AUGUGUAUUCGGCAGUUUUGUGAUGUUUUUUCUCUCUCUUCUCCUUUAGGGAUGCCCUCUUCAUGUUUGCUGGUUAAUCUUCUUGCAGCUUUACUCAUCCCUUCUGUGUUUGGAGAGACAGAAAUAAGGUUUGCUGGACAAGCAGAGGUCGUUGUGAAUGAAACGACCACUACGGUCAUCCGUCUUGUCGUCGAACGGUGGGGAGAGCCCGCGAACGUCACUGCGGUUGUUUCGCUGUACGGAGAAGACACGGGCGACUUUUUUGACUCAUAUGCUGCAGCUUUUAUACCUGCGGGAGAGACAAAUAGGACCGUGUACAUAGCAGUGCGUGACGACGACCUUCCCGAGCCCGACGAGACCUUUACGUUCCACUUGACGUUACAGAAACCAUCAGCCAGUGUGAAACUUGGAUGGCCAGAGACUGCUACUGUCACAAUAUUAUCAAACGACAAUGCGUUUGGAAUUGUUUCAUUGAGCUUGCCUUCAUCAGUCACAGUGACAGAGCCCAGGGCCAGAAAUGUGUCUCUGCCCCUUACUUUCGUCAGGGAAAAGGGCACCUAUGGCAUGGUCAUGGUGACUUUUGAGGUGGAAGAUGGUCCAAAUGACCCUGAAGAAGAUUUGAGCCCAGUUAGAGGAAAUGUCACCUUCCUUCCUGGCAGAGCAACAGUGGUUUAUAACGUGACAGUCCUUGAUGAUGAGGUUCCAGAAAAUGAUGAAAUAUUUUUGAUUCAACUGAAAAAUGUAGAAGGAGGAGCUGAGAUUAAUACCUCUAGGAACUCAGUAGAGAUCAUCAUUAAGAAAAAUGAUAGUCCUUUGCGAUUCAUGCAGAGCGUAUACGUGGUUCCCGAGGAAGAUCACGUGCUCACAGUUCCAGUGGUGCGUGGACAGGAUCACAACCGAAAUCUGAUUGGAUCUGAUGACUGUGAGGUUUCAGUCAGAUACACGGUUGUAACUGGGAACUCAACAGCACACGCACAGCAAAACUUAGACUUCAUUGAUCUUCAGCCAAACACGACUAUUGUUUUUCCACCUUUCAUUCAUGAAUCACACCUGAAAUUUCAAAUAAUUGAUGACAGCAUACCAGAGAUUGCCGAGUCAUUUCACGUCAUGUUACUGAAGGAUACCUUACAGGGGGAUGCUGUGCUAAUAGGUCCUUCUCUUGUUCAAGUCACCAUUAAGCCAAACGACAAACCUUACGGAGUUCUGUCAUUCAACAGUGUUUUGUUUGAAAGACCAGUUAUAAUUGAUGAAGAUAUGUCAAGUUCUAGAUCUGAAGAGAUUACAGUGGUGAGAAAUGGUGGCACCCAUGGGAAUGUUUCUGUGAACUGGGUGCUGAUGCGGAAUGGCAGUGACCCCUCACCGGUUACGGAGGAUGUCACACCAAGCUCUGGGCUCCUCCGGUUUGCACAAGGGCAGUUGCUGGCAUCAGUUUCUCUCACCAUCGUUGAUGACGAUCUUCCAGAAGAGGCUGAAGCUUACGUCCUUAGGAUUCUCCCUCACACGAUACAAGGCGGUGCUGAAGUGGGCGAACCAGCCGAGCUUUUGUUCCACAUUCAGGACAGUGAUGACGUCUAUGGACUAAUAGAACUUUUUCCUGCCGAAAGCCAGAAAAUUGAAAGCAGUCCGGGGGAGCGAUAUUUGUCCUUGAGCUUUAGAAGAGAGGGAGGAGCGACAGGAGACGUGAGGGUGCUUUACUCUGCACUGUACAUUCCUGCCGGAGCCAUGGACCCCCUGCGAGCAAAAGAUGGCAUCUUGAACGUAUCCCGGAGAAGCAGCCUCCUUUUCCCGGAACACAGAAAGCACGUCAGCACCAAGUUACCAAUAAGGAACGAUGCAUUCCUUCAGAACGAGGCUCACUUUCUAGUGCAGUUGGAAACUGUGACGUUGGUGAACAUAUUUCCCCCAAUUCCUCCUGUAAGUCCUAGAUUUGGGAAAGCUAGAAAUAUUUCUUUACUGGUCACUCCAGCCAUUGCAAACGGAGAAAUUGGCUUUAUUAGCAAUCUUCCAAUCGUUUUACACGAACCAGAAGAUUCUGCUUCACAGGUGGUUUACAUUCCUGUACAUCGAGAUGGAACUGAUGGCCAAGCUACUGUCUACUGGAGUUUGAAGGCCUCUGGCUAUAAUGCGAAAGCACUGACCACAGAUGAUAUAGGUCCCUUUAAUGGCUCUGUUCUGUUUUUAUCUGGGCAAAGUGACACAGUGAUCAACAUUACUGUCAAAGGUGAUGACGUUCCGGAAAUGAAUGAAACUGUAACACUUUCUCUGGACAGGGUUAACACGGAUAAUCAAGUGUUGAAAUCUGGCUAUACCAGCCGUGACCUAAUUAUUUUGGAAAACGAUGAUCCUGGGGGUGUCUUUGAAUUUUCUCCUUCCUCGAGAGGACCCUAUGCUAUAAAAGAAGGAGAAUCUGUAGAGCUCCACAUUAUUCGAUCCAGGGGAGCUCUUGUGAAGCAGUUUCUGCACUACCAAGUAGAGCCAAGAGAUAGCCAUGAAUUCUAUGGCAGCACAGGAGUGCUGGAAUUCAAGCCCGGCGAGAGGGAAAUAGUGAUCACCUUGCUAACGAGGUUGGAUGGCAUACCAGAGGUGGAUGAGCAGUACUGGGUCAUCCUCAGCAGCCACGGUGGAAGAGAGAGCAAGCUGGGGCGGGCCACAGCUGUCAACAUAACGAUUUUAAGCAACGAUGAUCCUUGUGGCAUUGUAGAAUUUCUAUCCGAUGAUCUGACUGUGAUCAUAAAUGAAAGCAAAGGAGACGAUAUCUAUAGUGCUGUUUACGGUGUAAUAAGAAAGCAAGGCAACUUUGGAGAUGUGAGUGUAUCAUGGGUCAUUAGUCCCAACUUUACGAAUGAUAUAUUUCCUGUGCAAGGGGCUGUAUUUUUUGGAGAUCAGGAAUUUUUUAAAAAUAUCACCGUUCACUCCCUUCCAGAUGAGAUUCCAGAGGAGAUGGAGGAAUUUACCAUUGUGCUGCUGAAUGCCACGGGUGGAGCUAAGGUGGGAAACAGGACAACAGCCGCGCUGCGGAUCCGAAGAAACGACGACCCCAUCUACUUUGCAGAGCCGCACGUAGCCGCCGUCCAGGAGGGGCAGACGGCCACUUUUGCUGUUCUCAGAAAUGGAUCCCUUGAGGCCGCCUGCGCGGUUCAGUACGCCUCCGUGGAUGGAAAGGCGUCAGCGAAAGAGGGAGAUUUUGUUCCUGUUGAGAAAGGACAGAGCCUUGUCUUCGAGGUUGGAAGCCGAGAGCAGAGCAUAUCUGUGCACGUGAAGGACGAUGACAUCCCAGAAACCGAUGAGCCCUUUUAUAUCGUCCUUUUUAAUUCCACAGGUGACACAGUAGUCGAUCUGCACAGGACAGCUACGGUUAUAAUUGAAGCUAACGAUGACCCCAACGGUGUUUUUUCUCUGGAGCCCAUAGACAAAGCAGUGGAAGAGGGGAGCACUGCUGCAUUUUGGAUUCUGAGGCACCGAGGGCACUUUGGGAAUGUCUCCGUGGCUUGGCAGCUGUUUCAGAAUGAUUUGGCUUUGCGCUUGGGACAAGAGUUCUUUGAAACUUCAGGGACGGUUACCUUCAUGGAUGGAGAAGGGUCAAAACCAAUAAUUCUCAGUGCGUUUCCGGAUACAGUUCCUGAAUUCAAUGAAUUUUAUGUUUUAAAGCUUGUAAACAUUUCAGGUGGUUCUCCAGGUCCUGGGGGCCAACUAGCAGAAACCAACCUUCAAGUGACAGUAAUGAUUCCGUUCAAUGAUGAUCCCUUCGGCGUUUUCAUCUUGGAUCCAGAGUGUUUGGAGAGAGAAGUGGCAGAGGAUGUCCUCUCAGAAGACGAUGUAUCUUAUAUUGCCAAAUUCACCGUUCUGAGGCAACAGGGCAUCUUUGGAGAUGUGCGGGUUGGCUGGGAAGUACUGUCAAGUGAGUUCACUGCUGGUUUGCCACCAGUGACAGACUUUUUACUGGUUGGAAAUUUCCCCAGCGCUGUGCAUCGGCAGCCGCACAUGCGGCGCCACCACAGCGGAACAGAUGCCUUGUAUUUCAGCGGGCGAGAGGGCGCCUUUGGCACUGUGGAUCCAAGGCAUCAUCCCUCCAGGAACAACACGCUUGGCAACUUUACAUUCUCAGCUUGGGUGAUGCCUAAUGCCAACACAAAUGGAUUUCUCCUAGCGAAGGAUGAUGGUAAUGGAAGCAUCUACUAUGGGGUAAAAAUCCAAACAAAUGAAACCCAUGUGACACUCUCCCUCCAUUAUAAAACUUUCGGAGCCACCGCGACGUAUGUGGCCAAGACCACAGUCAUGAAAUAUUUAGAAGAGGGGGUUUGGCUCCAUCUUCUGAUUAUCCUGGAUGAUGGCAUCAUUGAAUUCUACCUGGAUGGAAAUGCAGUGCCCAGAGGCAUUAAGAGUCUGAAAGGAGAAGCCAUUGCUGAUGGUCCGGGAGUUCUGAGAAUCGGAGCGGGGCUCAAUGGCAGCGACAGAUUCACGGGUGUGAUGCAGGACGUGAGGUCCUACGAGCGGAGACUGACAGCUGAAGAAAUUCAUGAACUUUAUGCUAUGCCGGCGAAGAACGAUUUACACCCCAUUUCCGGAUAUCUGGAGUUCAGACAAGGAGAAACUAACAAAUCAUUCAUUGUUUCUGCACGAGAUGAUAAUGAAGAGGAAGGGGAAGAGUUAUUCCUUCUUAAACUCAUCUCUGUCUCUGGAGGGGCCCAUAUUUCUGACGUGAAUACGACAGCUAGAUUAAAAAUACAGAAAAGUGACAAUGCCAAUGGCCUGUUUGGCUUCACAGGCACUUGCAUUCCAGAGGCCGCAGAGGAGGGGUCCACCGUCUCCUGUGUGGUGGAGCGAACGCGCGGAGCCCUGGGCCACGUGCACGUUUUCUACACCAUCUCGCAGGUCGAGUCUGAAGGCAUCAAUUACCUCGUUGAUGAUUUUGCUAAUUCCAGCGGGACUGUCACCUUCCUUCCUUGGCAGAGAUCCGAGGUUCUGAAUUUAUAUGUCCUUGAUGAUGACACGCCUGAGCUUAAUGAGUAUUUCCGGGUGACACUGGUUUCUGCAGUUCCUGGAGACGGAAAACUAGGUUCAACUCCCACCAGUGGGGCUAGCAUAGACGCUGAGAAGGAGACGACGGAUGUCACCGUUAAAGCUAGCGACCAUCCUUAUGGCUUGCUGCAGUUCUCCACCGGGCUGCCCCCCGGCCCUGGCGACGCGCCCAGCCCGCCUGCCAGCAGUGUGCCCCACCUCACGGUGCAGGAAGAGGAUGGGGAAGUGCACCUACUGGUUACCCGAGCACAGGGACUCCUGGGCAGGGUGACUGCGGAAUUUAGGACAGUGCCGCUGACAGCCUUCAGCCCACAGGACUAUCAGAGUGUUGCUGGUACAUUAGAAUUUCAGCCAGGAGAAAGAUAUAAAUAUAUUUUUGUCAACAUUACCGAUAAUUCUAUUCCUGAACUGGAAAAAUCUUUUAGAGUUGAACUGUUAAACUUGGAAAGAGGAGGGGCUGAGCUCUUUCGUGUGGACGGCAGUGGUGGUGGAGAUGGGAACGGGGGAUUCCUCCUCCCAGCUGCUCACAGACGUGCCAGCCUCGGCGUGGCUUCCCAGGUUCUGGUGACCAUCGCAGCGUCUGAUCACGCUCACGGCGUGUUUGAAUUCAGCCCCGAGUCACUCUUUGUGAAUGGAACUGAGCCGGAAGACGGGUACAGCACUGUGGUCCUAAGUGUUAUGAGGACCCAUGGAGCUCUGUCUCAGGUGACUUUGCAUUGGAACAUAGACUCUGACCCGGAUGGGGAUCUUGCUGCCACCUCUGGCAACAUCACCUUUGGGAUUGGUCAGAGGACUGCCCACAUCACGGUGGAAGUACUGCCGGAUGGAGCCCCAGAGCUGGACAAAGUGUUCUCCGUGUCGCUUGUCGCUGUUUCCAAUGGUUCACUGGGGAUUCUCACAAAUGCCACAUUAACGGUCUUGGCUAGUGAUGAUCCUUACGGAGUCUUCAUUUUUUCUGAGAAAAAUAGGCCUAUUAGGGUUGAGGAAGCAACCCAGAAUGUCACAUUAUCAAUAAUAAGAUUGAAAGGCCUCAUGGGAGAAGUCAUAGUCUCCUAUGCAGCUGUUGACGAUCUGGAGAAAACACCACAUUUCCCACCUAACGUAGCCAGAGCCAAUCAAGGAAGAGACUACAGGCCAGCAUCAGGGUUUGCUCUCUUCAGUGCCAAUCACACAGAGGCGACCAUAACUCUUUCAGUCUUGGAUGAUGAUGAACCAGAGAGGUCUGAAUCUGUGUUUAUAGAACUGCUCAACUGUACCUUAGCAGAGAAGGUGCAGAGUCGCCCAAUUCCAGGGUCCCCCCGCCUUGGGCCGAAGGUAGAGACCAUAGCCCACGUCAUCAUCGUCGCCAACGAUGAUGCAUUUGGGACGCUGCAGCUUUCAGCGCCACUUGUUCGCGUGGCGGAAAAUCACGUUGGACCCAUUGUCAACGUGAGUAGGUCAGGAGGAGCAUUCGCAGAUGUCUCUGUGAAGUUUAAAGCUGUGCCAGUUACCGCCGUGGCUGGCGAAGACUAUAGCAUCGCUUCUUCAGAUGUGGUCCUUCUAGAAGGGGAAGCGAGCAAAGCGGUGCCGAUCUAUAUCAUUGAUGACAUUUCCCCAGAGCUGGAAGAAUCCUUCCUCGUGCAGCUGGUGAAUGAAACAACAGGAGGAGCCAAAAUAGGGGCUUUAACCAAAGCGGUCAUUAUUAUUGAGGUGUCCGAUGACCCGUACGGAUUAUUUGGUUUUCAGAUGACUAAAUUUAUUGUAGAGGAACCUGAGCUUAACUCAGUGAAGGUAAACCUGCCGGUAAUUCGAAAUUCUGGGACACUCGGCAAUGUCACUGUUCAGUGGGUUGCCACCAUUAAUGGACAGCUUGCUACUGGCGACCUGCUUGUUGUCUCAGGUAAUGUGACCUUUGCCCCCGGGGAAACCAUUCAGACCUUGUUGUUAGAGGUCCUGGCCGACGACCUUCCGGAGACCGAAGAGGUUAUCCAAGUGCAGCUAACUGAUGCCUCUGAUGGAGGUACAAUUGGGUUAGACCGAGUGGCAAAUAUUAUUAUUCCAGCCAAUGAUAAUCCUUAUGGUACAAUAGCCUUUGUUCAUUCGGUUUAUCGUGUUCAAGAACCUCUGGGAAGAAGUUCCUGUGCUAACAUAACUGUCAGGAGAAGCGGAGGGCGCUUUGGCCGGUUGCUGAUCUUCUACAGCACAUCUGACAUUGAUGUCGUGGCUCUUGCAGUAGAAGAAGGUCAAGAUUUACUCUCCUACUAUGAAGCACCAGUUCAAGGGGCGCCUGACCCACUCUGGAGUACCUGGGUGAAUGUGUCUGCAGCGGGGGAGCCCCGGCUCGCCUGUGCCGCCUCCUGCCUCAGAGAACAUGCCUGCGCAGCCUUUUCCCUUGCCAGUGCUUCUGAAGGCUUCCAGUGUUUUUGGAUGGCAUCGUGGGUCGGCCCAUCGCCCAACAGCUCAGACUUCUGGACCUACAGGAAAAACCUGACCAGGGUAGCAUCUCUCUUCAGUGGCCAGGCUGUGGCUGGUGGUGACUAUGAGCGGGCCACAAGGCAGUGGGCCGUCAUGCUGGAAGGCGACGAGUUUGCGAAUCUCACCGUCUCUAUACUUGUGGAUGAUUUUCCAGAGAUGGAUGAGAGUUUCCUCAUUUCCCUCCUCGAGGUUCACCUGAUGAACACCACCGCCAGUAUGAACAACCGGCCAACCAUAGGGCACCCCAACAUGUCUUCAGUUGUCAUAGCCCUGAAUGGCGACGCCUUUGGGGUGUUCAUUAUCUACAGCGUUAGUGCCAAUAGCUCUGCGGAUGGCUCCUCUGUGCAGGUGCCGGAGCAGCGGGCCUCCGUGGAGCUGGUGGUCCACAGGACCGGCGGCAGCCUCGGCCAGGUCACAGUUGAAUGGCGCGUUGUUGGAGGAACGGCUACUGAAGGGUUGGAUUUCAGAGGGGCUGGAGGCAUGCUCACUUUUGCUGAAGGUGAAACAAAAAAGAUGGUCAUUUUAACCAUUUUGGAUGAUUCUGAGCCAGAAGAUGACGAAAACAUUAUAGUCAGUUUGGUGUACACUGAAGGCGGAAGCAGGAUCUUGCCCAGCUCCGACACUGUGACGGUGAACAUUCUGGCCAACGAUAAUGUGGCAGGAAUUGUUAGCUUUCAGACAGCCUCCAGAUCUGUCAUAGGUCAUGAAGGAGAAAUUUUGCAGUUCCAUGUGAUAAGAACACCUCCUGGUCUAGGAAAUGUUACAGUCGAUUGGAAAAUUGUUGGGCAAAAUCUAGAACUCAAUUUUGCUAACUCUACGGGACAACUCUUUUUUUCUGAGGGGACAUUGAAUAAAACAGUCUUUGUACAUUUGUUGGAUGACAACAUUCCCGAGGAAAAAGAAGUGUACCACGUCAUUCUAUGUGAUGUCAAGACACAAGGUGUUCCCCCGGCUGGAGUUGCUCUGCUUGACGCUCUGGGAUACGCAGCUGUCUUGACGGUGGAGGCCAGUGACGAGCCACAUGGGGUCUUAAAUUUCGCCCUUUCAUCCAGAUUUGCUUUGCUACAGGAGGCGGACAGGACAGUCCAACUUUUCAUCAACAGAGAGUUUGGAUCUCUAGGGGCCAUCAAUGUGACGUAUGCCACGGUUCCUGGAACGUUGAGUCUGAAAAACCAAACAGAAGGAAACCUUGCAGAGCCAGAGGUGGAUUUUGUCCCUGUAGUAGGCUUUCUGGUCUUGGAAGAAGGGGAGACAGCGGCAGCCAUCAACAUUACUAUACUCGAGGAUGAUAUACCAGAGUUAGAAGAAUAUUUCUUGGUGAAUUUAACCCAUGUUGAACUUAUCAUGGCUCCUUUGACUUCAUUUCCUCCCAGACUAGAUUCAGAAGGUUUGACUGCACAAAUUAUUAUUGAUGCCAAUGAUGGGGCCCGAGGUGUCAUCGAAUGGCAACAGAGCAGAGUUGAAGUGAACGAAACCCAUGGCAGUGUAACCCUAGUAGCCCAGAGGAGCAGAGAGGCCCUGGGCCAGGGUUCCUUGUUUGUGUAUCCCCAGAACUUGGAAGCACAGUUGGGGCUGGAUUACGUCUUUACUCCAAGGAUUCUUGAUUUUGCUGAUGGAGAAAGGUAUAAAAACGUGGACAUCACGAUUCUUGAUGAUGACGUUCCAGAAGGAGAUGAAAAUUUUCAGUUGAUAUUAACAAAUCCUUCUCCUGGGCUGGAGCUGGGGGAAAAUAUGAUAGCCUUGAUUACUGUGCUUGCUAACGACGAUGGCCCUGGAGUCCUGUCCUUUAACAACCCUGGGCACGUCUUCCUGCGGGAACCGGCCGCGCUGUCUGCGCAGGAGAGCACGGCGGUGCUGCAUGUCGCCCGGGAGCCCGCACACGGCCUGUUUGGAACCGUGACCGUUCAGUUCAUGGUGACAGAAGUCAACUCGUCCUCAGAGUCUCAGGACCUGACUCCCUCCAAAGGCUUCAUAGUUCUCGAGGAUGGCGUUAGGCUUAAGGCCUUACAUAUCUCUGCCAUAUUAGACGCGGAACCCGAGAUGGAUGAGCAUUUUGUCUGCACUUUGUUUAAUCCAACUGGAGGUGCCAGACUAGGGGCACAUGUUCAAACCCUUAUAACAGUUUUGAAAAACCAGGCCCCUUUGGGGCUGUUCAGUAUAUCUGCUGUUGAAAAUAGAGCCACCUCUAUAGACAUUGAAGAAGCCAACAGGACUGUGUACCUAAAUGUAUCACGUGCUAAUGGCCUUGACUUAGCUGUGAGUGUGCAGUGGGAGACAGUAUCUGAAACGGCCUUUGGCAUGAAGGGAAUAGAUGUUGUCUUUUCCAUAUUUCAAAGUUUUUUUGACAAGUCAGCCUCUGGCUGGUGUUUUGUUCCUGUGGAAGAUUUAAUAUAUGGCAUCAUGUUAAGAAAAUCAUCAUUUAUUCUUUACCGAUGGCAAGGGAUUUUUGUUCCAGUUGAGGAUUUUAAUAUAGAAGGCCCUAAAACUUGUGAGACCUUUAAUAUUGGUAUUUCCCCCUACUUUGUGAUUACUCAUAAAGAAAGAAAUGGAGAAAAGCCUUCUGUUAACAGUGUGUACACAUUCACAUCUGGAUUCAACUUAUUCCUGGUUCAGACAAUAAUUAUUCCAGAAAGUUGUCAAGUACGAUAUUUUACUUCAAAUAGUCAAGAAUAUUUAAUUAUUGCAAGUCAAAGAAGUGAUUCAGAAUUGACUCAGGUCUUCAAGUGGAGUGGAAGCAGCUUUGCCGUGCAUCAGACGCUCCCUGUGCGUGGCGUGCUGGCCGUGGCCCCGUUCAGCAGAGGGAGCAGCGUUUUCCUCGCCAUUUCCCAAGCGAGUGCCCGACGGAAUGCCCUUUUAUUCAGGUGGUCGGGCAGUCAGUUUGUUAACUUUCAAGAAGUGCUGAUAAGCGGGACAACGCAAGUUGAGGCCUUGUCGUCAGGCGAUGAUAUUUACUUAAUCUUUGCCAAAAAUAUGUCUUUAGGAGAUCAGAAUUCAAUUGAUAUUUACAUCUGGGAGAUGGGACAGUCUUCUUUCAGAUAUUUUCAGUCUCUACCUUUUGCUGCUAACAGAAUCCAUUCCUUCACACCAGCCUCUGGAAUAGCACACAUAUUUCUCUCCGGUCAAGAAUCAUCUGCUCUUUACUGUUGGAAGUCAGAGCAGCAUCAGUUCUCUUUUGUUCUGGAAGCUCCUUCUGCUCACGAUGCAGCUUCUGUCACAGUGAAGUCGCUUAACUCAAGCAAGAAUUUGAUUGCUGUGGUGGGAACCCCCCACUCACAUUUAUAUGAGCUGGCCUACAUCUCCAGCCAGUCUGACUUUAUUCCCAGUUCAGGCGAACUGCUGUUUGAACCUGGCGACAGAGAAGCUACCAUCGCAGUGACUAUCCUUGACGACACAGUUCCGGAAGAAGAAGAAUCCUUCAGAGUCCAGCUGAAAAACCCCCGAGGCGGGGCAGAGCUCGGCGCCAGUGGUCACGUGAGAAUCACCGUUCCGCCUAACGAUGAUGCAUACGGGGUCAUAGCCUUUGCUCAGAGCUCACUGCAUAAGCAAGUGGAGGAGAUGGAGCAAGAUAGCCUGGUAACCUUGAAUGUUGAACGCUUGAAAGGAACCUAUGGUCGUGUAACUGUAGCGUGGGAAGCUGACGGAAGUAUCAGUGAUGUGUUUCCUACCUCAGGAGUGCUUUCAUUUAUGGAGGGUCAGGUGCUGUCUACAAUCACUCUGACUGUCCUUGCUGAUGACCUACCGGAGUUAUCUGAGGUUGUGAUUGUCACACUCACCCACAUCACCACGGAAGGGGUUGUGGACCCACUGAGAAGUGCUGCCAUUGACCCCAGAAGAAACAAGUCUGUCGUAACGAUCCUGCCCAGUGACUCUCCCUAUGGCUUGGUGGGCUGGCACAGUGAAUCUCUCUUCACCAGAGUGGCAGAGCCUCAAGAGAAUAUCACCAUUCUUCAGUUACAAAUUGUUCGAGACAAAGGCCUAUUUGGAGAUAUUGCCAUUCACUUGAUAGCUAAACCCAAUUUCUUACUGCACAUCAAUAACCAGGCUACUGAGAAUGAAGAUUAUAUGUUGCAAGAAACAAUAAUAACAAUGAAAGAAAACACAAAAGAAACUAAUGCUAAAGUUGCCAUUUUGCCAGAUGAGACUCCCGAGUUGGAGGAAGGAUUUAUGGUCACCAUCACCGAGGUCGUCCUGGUCACCUCCGACUUCCCUGCAGAGCAGCCAAGGGCCUGGAGGCCGAGGAUGGAAAUUGCAGAGGUCAUGAUUGACGAAAAUGACGACGCCAGAGGAAUUUUUAAGUUUCAUGUUACCAGAGAUGUUAGAGGAGUCGUUACUGCCUAUGAGGUUGCUCCGCCCUUGAACCUUCUGCAAGUUCCUGUGGCCCGGCUGGCUGGAAGCUUUGGGGCAGUGACUGUUCACUGGAUAACAACACCAGACAGUGCUGGCCCGGAAGACUUUAAGCCAUCUCAGGGGAUUCUUGAGUUCGCAGAUGGACAGAUUGCUGCGGUGAUAGAAGUCAGCAUAGACGACGAUGCCGAGUUUGAACUCCCGGAGAUGUUCAGCAUCUCCUUGAGCAGCGUGUCUGGCGGCGGCAGGAUUGGUGAUGACGCGGUGGUGACUGUUGUGAUUCCCCAGAAUGAUUCUCCACUUGGAGUAUUUGGAUUUGAAGAAAAGACUGUAAUGGUUGAUGAGCCCCUGCUGUCUGAGGACCCUGAGUCCUAUGUGACACUGACCGUGGUCCGAUCCCCUGGCGGAAAAGGAGCUGUCCGACUUCACUGGGCUGUAGAAGAGAAGGCCAAGGAUGAUCUCAGUCCCUUGAAUGGGACGCUUCAUUUUGAAGAGGCUGAGUCCCGGAAGACCAUUGUACUACACACCCUUCGGAACAGCACACGGGAGGAGAACAGGCAUUUUACCAUUGCGCUGAUAUCAGCUGACGAGGUGGAAAUAUCUCCAGUAAAGGGCAGCGCAUCAGUUAUCAUCCGGGGAGAAAGGGGCGCAUCAGGAGAAGUUGGGGAAGUUGGGGUAGCCCCAGCGUCUCGGCACAUCCUUGUUGGGGAGCCCUCGGCAGAGUACAACGGUACCGCGCUCAUCAGUCUUGUUCGUGGCCCAGGAACCUGGGGGACGGUCACAGUGCUCUGGGGCCUGCUCCCGCCCUCCGCAGGGGAAUUUGUUGAGACAUCAGGAAAAGUGACCAUGAUGGACGGACAGUCUGCAGCUGUGGUAGUGAUCCAGGCUGUAAACGAUGACGUCCCCGAGGAGAAGCGUUCCUAUGAGUUCCGGCUCACUGCCGGCGGGGAGGGCGCCGUGCUCAGUGAGGCUGGCCGAGCCGCCAACGUAACCAUGGUGGCCAGUGACGCCCCCUAUGGCCGGUUUGGGUUUUCACAAGGGCAGCUUCGAGUGUCAGAGGCAGUGCAGAAGGUUAACCUCACAGUGGUCCGCUCGGGCGGCUCUUUCGGACGCGUGAGCGUCUGGUAUGAGACCAGGGACCGUACCGCGGAUGCAGGCCUGGAUUUUGUUCCCACAGCCGGGGAACUCCUCUUUGAAGCCAGAGAGGUGGCGAAAAGCCUGUAUAUUGAAAUCAUCGAUGAUGAGCAUCCUGAAGGCCCCGAGGAAUUUUCUCUAGCAAUUACAAAGGUAGAGCUCCAGGGAAGAGGGUAUGAUUUUACCAUCCAAAAACAUGGACUUCAAAUAGAUCAACCUCCUGAAAUAGGAAACAUCUCCACUGUUCGAAUCAUAAUAAUGAAAAAUGAUAACGCCGAGGGCAUUAUUGAGUUUGACCCGGAGCACACUGCCUUCACAGUGGAAGAGGCCGUUGGGCUGAUCACGAUUCCUGUGUUGAGGCUGCGUGGGACCUAUGGCCUCGUGUCGGCUGACUUCGUCUCUCAGAGCUCCUCCGCUGUUCCCGGGCGUGUCGACUACAUUCUCCACGGCAGUUCAGUCACUUUUCAGCCCGGGCAGAACUUAAGCUUCAUAAAUGUCUCCAUCAUUGAUGACAGUGACAGUGAGUUUGAGGAGCCUGUUGAAAUUCUACUCACUGGAGCUACUGGUGGAGCGAUCCUUGGGCGCCACCUAGUGAGCAAAAUCACAAUUGCCAAAAGUGACUCCCCAUUUGGCGUCAUCAGGUUUCUCAAUCAAAGCAAAAUUUCUCUUCCUAAUCCCAAUUCCACAAUGAUUUUAUACUUGAUGCUGGAGCGGACUGGUGGACUCUUGGGAGAGAUUCAGGUGGACUGGGAGGUACUGGGUCCCAGUUCUCAGCGAGCUGUACCCACACAGAAUGGAGACUUCGCAGGCCCAGUGAGUGGGAGCUUGUAUUUUGAAGAGGGAGAAGGCGGAGUGAGAACCAUCGUUCUGACAAUCUGUCCUCAUGAAGAGUUUGAAGCGGAAGAGACUUUCAUAAUUCAAAUUAAACUUGUGAAAGGAGAAGCUAAAUUAGACUCCAGAGCUAAAGACAUUACACUAAUAAUAGAAAAGUUUGGUGAUCCCAACGGAGUUGUCCGUUUUGCUCCUGAAUCUUUAUCUACGAAAACCUACUCAGAGCCGUCAGUGUCGCGUGGGCCUCAGGUCAUCUCGUUCUUCGUCAGGAGACUUGGAGGCAUCUCUGGAGAGAUUACGAUUUACUGGGAGCUAAGCAGUGAAUUUGACAUCACUGGAGACUUCCUUUGCACCAGUGGGAACUUCAGCAUGGCUGAUGGGGAGGACGCGGCCCGCUUUGACGUGCACUUGCUGCCCGAUGACACCCCGGAGAUAGAGGAGGAGUGUGUGGUCCGCCUGGUUUCCGUAGCGGGAGGGGCGGAGCUGGAUCUGGAGAAGUGUGCGGCGCGGUUCUCCGUAUCUGCAAAUGAUGACCCGCAUGGCGUGUUCGCCCUGUACCCAGAUAGCCAAUCAAUACUUAUUGGGCAAAACCUCAUGAGAUCCAUCCGAGUUAACAUAACCCGCCUCGCUGGAACGUUUGGGGAUGUGACUGUUAGGGUUCGCAUACUGUCUGAUCAUAAGGAGGAGCCAGUCACUGUGGAAAAUGCAGAGAGGCAGCUGUUGGUCAAAGAUGGUGCCCGGUAUAAAGUGGAUGUGGUGCCAAUAAAGAAUCAGGUCUUCCUGUCACUGGACUGUAAUUUCACCGUGCAACUGGUGACUGUGGUGCUUGUGAGUGGACGUUCCUAUGGAAUGCCAGCAGUUCUCCAGGAAGCGAAAUCAGCUGUUCUUCCUAUUCCUCAGGAAGCUGCCAAUUCUCAGGUUGGGUUUGACUCCACAGCCUUUCACCUCACGGACAUCGAGGCCGGCACAAGCCAAGUCACGAUUUCUAGGAGAGGCACGUAUGGGGAGCUCCUGGUGACUUGGACCUCUGGAUACGCUCCUGGGUCAGAUAUCCCUGAAUUCAUUUUUGUUGGAAACAUGACGCCAACACUGGGAAGCCUGUCAUUUUCCCACGGUGAGCUACAGAAGGGAAUUCUGCUCCAGGCGUUUCCCAGCCCUGGCCGCCCUGAGGCCUUUGUCCUUCACCUGUCAGGUGUGCGGAGCAAAGCUCCUGGGGGAGCUCAACUUCGGCCGGGUUUCACCGUUGCUGAAAUUGAACCCAUGGGAGUCUUCCAGUUUUCCCCCGGCUCUAGAAACAUCGUGGUGGCCGCGGACACGCGGACGGUCCGCAUGAGCGUGCAGCGGCUGUUCGGCUUCCGCGGCGGUCCGGUCGCCGUCUCCUUCGAGGCGGGCUCCGCGCCCGCGCGCCGCGGCGAGGCGCUUUUCCGCGGGCUGCAGGCCGAGGCGGCCUUCGACGUCGCGCUCGUGCGCGGCCGGCGGCCCGAGCCCGAGGCGCUGUGUUACGUGCGCCUGACGUCCGUGGAGGUCAGAGCGCCGGGGCCCGCGGGCGCCGCGCCGAGACCGCGCCUGCACCCGGGCCUCAGCGUGGCUGUCAUCGCGAUGAUCGCGGACGACGACGACGGGGACGCGGAGGCCACGGCGCCGGGGGUGGCCGCCCUCGCUCCUGUGCAGACCGCGCCUCCCGUCACUGAGGCGGCGGCGGCGGUGUCCGUGGUUUCGGGACCCGCGGGCGCGUCUGCGGCCGGGGACACGCCCGUGCCCGCCGCCGCCGCCGCGGGGACGCUGAGCCUCGGGCCCCCCGUCGUGCACGCGCGUGAGGAGGCGCGCGCCGCCGAGCUGCUGCUGAGGCGGAGCGGGGGGCUCGCGGGCGACGUCAGCGUCACGCUGAGCACGUUCGGCGGUCGGCGCGCGCGGGCCUCCCGCGAGUGGCCCUUCCGCGACGACGAGCCCCGCGCGCCGGGCCUGGCCUGGGCCACGGAGGACGAGGACUUCGAGGAGCGCGCGCUCACGCUCACGCUGCGGCACGGCGAGGGCGGGCGCCGGCUGCCCGUCCGCCUGGUGGACGACGACGAGCCCGAGGGCCGCGAGCUCUUCUACGUGUACCUCUCGGAGCCCCGCGGCGGCGCCCGGCUCGUGGCGGGACGGGACGACGCCGGCUUCGCGGCCUUCGCCCGGGUGGUCAUCGCAGGGAGUGACCUUCCGAAUGGUAUCAUAGGCUUCAGCGAGGAUUCGCAAAGGGGCCUGGAGAUGGGGAGAGGAGCUGGUGUGGACAGACAGCACCUUGUUGUCACAAGGCAGCCAAACAGGGCCUUUGAAGAUGUCCAGGUCUUUUGGAGAGUCACACUUAACAAAACAGCCACUGUUGUCCAGAAAGAAGGGGUAAACCUCACCGAUGAACUUCUGUCUCUGUCCGGGAUCACGACAUGUGCAGCGGGUCAGACGCAAAGUUUUAUCACGCUCCAGCUCAAGCCCGAGAAGAUACCUCGUGUGGAAGUGUACUUUUUUGUGGAGCUAUAUGAAGUAACGGCUGGAGCUGCCCUAAACAACAGCGCCAGAUUUGCUCAGAUUAAAGUCUUACAGAGUGAUGGUCCUCCAGACCACGUGUUCUUUUCUGUGGGUUCUCGGCUGCCGGUGGCUCACAAGAAGGCCACUUCAGUCAGUUUGCAGGUGGCCAGGGAUUCGGGGACCGGACUGAUGGUGUCAGUUAACUUUAGUACCCAGGAGUUGAGGAGUGCUGAAACAAUUGGUCGGACUCUUAUAUCUCCAGCUAUUUCUGGGAAGGAUUUUGUGAGAACUGAAGGCACAUUGGUCUUUGAACCUGGCCAGAGAAAUGCUGUGUUGGAUGUCAUCUUAACGCCAGACACAGGGUCUUUAAAUCCAUUUCCUAAACGCUUUCAGAUUGUGCUUUUUGACCCAAAAGGUGGGGCCAGAGUUGACAAAGUAUAUGGGACUGCCAACAUCACUGUCGUCUCUGAUGCUCGUGCACAGGCCAUCUGGGGGCUGGGUGAUGAGCUACACCAGCCCCUGGACGAGGACAUUCUCAACAGAGUGCUCCACAGCAUCAGCAUGAGGGUCGCCACCGAGAACUCGGACGAACAACUCAGCGCCGUGUUGCAUUUAAUAGAAACGAUAACUAUGGAAGGCAACAAUCAAGCCUUCGGUAUUGAAAGCCGAGCUCUUCUGUAUGAGGUUCUUUGUGCUUUAGCUAACCCAAAGCGCAAGGACACCAGGGGAUUCAGCUACUUUCCAGAAGUGACUGAGCAUUUUGCCUUUUCUCUUCUGGCUGACGUUACCUGCGGCUCUGCUGGUGAAAAAAGCAAAACCGUCCUGGACAGCUGCCCUCACUUGUCAAUCCUGGCUCUGAACUGGCACCCGCAACAGAUCAAUGGGCACAGGUUUGAAGGAAAGGAUGGUGACUAUGUCCGAGUUCCAGACAGGUUAUUGGACACUCUGGAUGCAGAAACAACAGAAGGGAAAAAUACCUGCAAAUUAGUCCAGUUUGUAGAGUAUAGCAGCCAGCAGUGGUUUACAACUGGAAAAAACCUCCCUGCCCUGAGAAACAAGGUAUUGUCCUUGAAUGUGAAAGGUCAGAGUUCACAACCCCUGUCUAACAACAAUGAGGUUCUCUACAGAAUUUAUGCUGCCAAUGAUGCUAGAAUUGUUCCCCACUCAUCUCGGUGCCUCCUUUGGAAUCAGGCCACGGCAAGCUGGUUGUCCGACAGCCACUUUUGCAAGGUGGUUGAAGAUACUUCCGACUACGUGGAGUGUGCCUGUUCACACAUGUCCGCGUACGCCGUCUACGCCCAGACGGACAACUUGUCUUCCUACAAUGAAGCCUUUUUCUCUUCUGGAUUUAUAUGUAUCUCAGGUCUUUGCUUGGCUGUUCUUUCCCAUGUCUUCUGUGCCAGGCACUCCAUGUUUGCAGCUAAACUUCUGACUCACAUGAUGGCAGCCAGCUUAGGCACACAGGUCAUGUUCCUGGCCUCUGCAUAUGCAAGCCCCCAGCUCAGUGAGGAAAGCUGCUCGGCCAUGGCUGCGGUGGCACAUUACCUGUACCUUUGCCAGUUCAGCUGGAUGCUCACUCAGGCCGUGAACUUCUGGUACGUGCUCGUGAUGAACGACGAGCACACCGAGAGGAGGUACUGGCCCUUCUUCCUCCUGAGCUGGGGCCUGCCGUCUUGUGUGGUGGUUCUCCUCAUCGCUGUCCUGAGAGUAAUCUAUCGGCAGAGCAUGCCACAGGUCUACGGCCUCAUCCAUGGUGACCUGUGCUUCAUCCCCGACGCGCACGCGGCGCUGCUCACGGCCGCCCUCGUCCCGCUCGCGUGCCUCGUGGCGGUGCUCGUGCUGUGCGCGCACGCCUACCUGCGCAAGCCGCGCUGGGCCGCCUACGACGACGUCUUCCGAGGGAGAGCCAACGCCGCAGAAAUUCCUCUGGUUUUACAUCUCUUUGCCCUGAUUUCUGUGACAUGGCUGUGGGGAGGACUUCAUGUGGCGUACAGACACUUCUGGAUGUUGGUUCUCUUCAUCAUUUUCAACAGUCUGCAGGGACUUUAUGUUUUUGUGGUUUAUUUUAUUUUACACAACCAAACAUGUUGCCCUAUGAAGGCCAGCUACACAGUAGAAGUGAAUGGUCAUCCGGGCCCCAGUACAGCCUUCUGCACACCUGGGAGUGGAAUGCCUCCUGCUGGAGGGGAGAUCAGCAAGUCCACCCAGAACCUUAUCAGUGCCAUGGAAGAGGUGCCCCCUGACUGGGAGAGAGUCUCCUUCCAACAAGCCGGCCAGGCCAGCCCAGAUUUGAAGACAGGUCCACAGAAUGGUGCCUCAUUCCCUUCUUCUGGCGGCUAUGGCCAGGGCUCCCUGAUAGCGGAUGAGGAGUCCCAGGAGUUUGAUGACUUGAUCUUUGCAUUAAAAACUGGUGCUGGUCUCAGUGUCAGUGACAAUGAGUCUGGUCAAGGCAGCCAGGAGGGAGGCACCUUGACCGACUCUCAGAUCGUAGAACUCAGGAGGAUCCCCAUCGCCGACACCCACCUCUGAGAGCCUCCCUGGCCCUAACCAUUAGCAUGGGAGAGUUUGUACUGCAACUCCGUGGAUGCGCAGCCAUUGUAAGAGGAGUCUUGCUGUACGGAACGAUUCACACAGAAGUGGCUGUUACAUUUGGGAUACAGAUUACUUAGUAUUGUCUGUCUGUCUUAAAAGUUGACUGCUCUAAUGAAAGACUAGACCCCUUUAUGUAAGCUAAUAGGGUAUACAUAUUGCAAUAAUAUUAGUUGUUUCUUAAACUGUCCUACUUAGAUAACAUUGUUUAAUGAAAAUAAAAAUUAAUAAAGGCAAUAGAAUCCA
Molecule: messenger RNA, 19122 nt
Organism: Jaculus jaculus (lesser Egyptian jerboa)
Lineage: Eukaryota; Metazoa; Chordata; Mammalia; Rodentia; Dipodidae
Gene: Adgrv1
Product: adhesion G protein-coupled receptor V1
Exons: 89
Coding region: 1-18816 (6271 amino acids)
Biological process (GO): cell surface receptor signaling pathway; cell communication; negative regulation of adenylate cyclase activity
Cellular component (GO): membrane
Molecular function (GO): G protein-coupled receptor activity
Source: RefSeq, a predicted model, not a curated record